AAAACACUGAAGACGGAGCUCGCAGGGGAUUUUGCGCACGAGUAUUAGAACUACUGCGGGAACAAUGCCAUAUUCAUUAUGUUGAUUUCCCCCCACCACCCCUCGCGUUCCUGCCGAGUAUACUUGUUUCUUGUGUCGUUAAUGGGGUUUUGUUAUACACAAAGCUUUUAUCAGCUGGAAAAUGAACAUGAAAUGUGGUGUUUCUAAGGGGGCUCUGCAGCAGCGAUGGCAGACAGGUCUCAAAGUGUUUUGAUAUGCAAAAGCUUUUGUGUGUGUGUGUGUGUCUAGGUAUAAAUAAUGAUGCUAAAUCCAGCUUGGCGUUAGAUAUGGAAGCGGUUCUCCAGCGGCUUGGUGACAAAAAUGUGAGCUUUUUUUUUCUUUCUUUCUUUUCCUCGUCAACGCAUGCAUGUGUGUGGCUCUUCUUUCUGUUGAACACAAACGUUCCAGGUAACAAAGUUCCUUUCUUCUGGCUCUCGCCCUCGCUUUCUGUCCUUCAGCACGAAGUUAUGCUUUGCAUAUUUGGCCCCCCACAGCCCCCUUGCACUCCUCCAAAAGUGUAGAUAUACACAUCAUAUAAGCUUUGACAUCUUGUCCCCCUCAGCUCCUUCUCCAGAAAAGCGAGCCCGUAACUGAUCUAUUCGUAAAUAUGAUAGGAAAAAUGUUUUGUGUGAUCUGUGAGACACUAUCGGGGAAUACAAGAAUUGUCAUGAUAAAAUAAUGUUUACAAUUUUACCCAUGUUUUAAAUACAUUGUUACCCCUCCCCCACCCAUAAAAAUCAUAAAUCACCCAUCUUAAAUGGCAUUAACACUGGUUUCUUCCAAUAUGAAAAUCAUUUAUUUUUUAAUGAAACACGGGGGACAUUUCUUUCUUUGUGACCACCAAACAAGGAGGGCAUGUGCUCCUGCAGGCUCUGCAAACAACCAGCUGGUGGCGCUGUGUCCGUUCGGUAAAAUCCCUCCCGAGGUUCCCAAAUGCAAAAAGGCAGCUUGACACCAAAGUGUCCGGACCCUCACAAUCUCCACCAUCGUGCAAAUACAUAACCUUAAUAUGGUGCUCUCCUUUCACAAUCCACGCGGCGGCACAUUUUUUUGUUGUGAAGUUGCACAUAGCCUGCAGCAUCCCGUGUGUAAAAGUAUAUUUAAAAAAAAAAAAAAAAAAAAAGCUAAACUAUCACGGUAAAUCGUUUCUGUAAUCAUUUGGAAAGCAAAUAUUACCUUCUGAAAAUAAUGUGAUUUGUGGAAAGUCAAUAUAAAACUUCACCUUGCCCCUAAAUAAUUUUACUGACUAAGUAAAACACAAACGGUUAUCAGACUAUUCUGAAUUUGCCAAUCAUCUCAUUUAAUAAAAAAUAAAAAAACGACCAAGCAAUUAAAAGCUUGGAAUUUAAAUAUUCAGAAUAAUCACAUGUUUUUUAAAUACAAACAAAAUCAUAUUUAACGCAUUGUCUCUUUGUUAUGUGAGCCACUAAUUGACAUAACUAAUUUAAAAUGAUUCAUAAUUAAAUAUACAAGCUGAACUUUUGGUCAAUCGCCAGAUUAUUAAUGUUCUACUUUGGGUCAAUGGCAGGUACGUUAUUGAUUAUUCGGAAGGGAAUGGGGGGGGGGGGCACAUUUUGCAACAAUGCCUCCAGGUUAGUUUACACUUUGGUUUGACUGUCAAAAUCGUGGCGUCGUCCCACCAGAAUCCGAAACCCACCAGAACCAAUAAAUGAGAACUGACAUUGCUCCAUUUUUAAAAUGGACAAUUUUUUAUGGGAUUUAUGCAGAAGUGAAGAAUGCAUUUUCUCCUCAAAUUUGUUCCAUCGCAGCUCUUUGAAAUGUUUGAAUCCCAUAUAUUCCAAUCAAAAGAUGAAUGCAAUUGUUACCAUAACGACCAGUUUGAUACACUCAAACAAAAACAAAAUGUGAAAGCCAUUGGGAAGACUGAUUUCCAAAAAAAAAAAAAAAGGUUUGCAAAUGUCAUCCGCUGUGGACGACUACCUUAAAAGUGUUUGUCCCGCCCCCCAAGCCGUCUCGGGGGCCUCUGAUUGGCUGAAGCUUCAUGCAAAGAAGUGCUGCUGGAAAUGCAAAACUUGUUGCUGGCUGCCUCGGACGCGCUGAACCCGCACACGGCCAAAAGCGCCAACGCCGAGUGCGUGUCUUCCAGUCAAAGUGCUUUGCGUCGCGCGCGCCCUUUCAGCACGCGCUUGUCCGUCCAGAAGGCUCGGGCGGGUUCGGGAGAGCGAAGAGCCAGAAGGUGCAGCGCUUCAUCGCGGAGCGAAGCCCCGGCAAGCCAAGCUUGAGGAUGCUGUCUCGCCGCUCCGUGCUUGCGGAGUGCGGGUAGUGCACGCCUCGCAGCCUCGGGACCGGAACCGGGACCGCGCCGCUCCCGCGCGUUGACAGGAGCACCGUUGGCGGUGGACUUUACAUCAAGACGGAGGACUCGCUGAGCGCCCGCCCUGCAAUUAAUGACGUUUUUAUGGACAAUAAAAAAUAAAACAAAUCAUCGACGCUACAAAGACGUCAAUGGGACUUUUUUUUUCGUGAUGUCAUGAUGGGACUUUACGCACAAAAGGAGCAGUGGGCAUUUUGACACCUGACUGGAAUAAUUAAGGAGAGGCCUGAAUUUAGCAAUUAUCAAGUUUAGUCUUUUUUUUUUCCUCCUUCUUCUUGUGUGCGCUCCUAUCGGUGUGUUAGAGAGAGAGAGAGAGAGAGAGAUGUCUUUGUGCCGUGACUUCGCCGUAAUGCGCACACGAAACUUUGCUGGAUCAUUAGCAGGCAGCAAGGUAAAUUAUGAUUAUGUGUGUAUUAUGAUUACGUUUGCUUGAUCAAACGGCAUAAAGUUCAUGUAUAAGAACACCCGGGAUGCUUGUAUACAUAUUCAGACAGCCUUUACCCUUCUAAAAAAAAAAAAAAAAAAACAACUUUCUUGAUUUGAUCAGACUUUUGAAUUCUAGUUUUGAAUUGCUUUCGGGAACAGACUGCUUAACGGUCUGCCCAAAGACUCGCAAUUUUACGAUCAUGUGGGAUUGAUAGCAGAAUAGCAUGUUUGGGCUGGAAAAGUUUGGUUCUCAGAUUAAUAGCAGAAACCCCGGCCAAUCAGAGAGACAGAAAACCCAACCGAGACUCGACAUGGGCUCCCAUUAUAAAAGUGCCAGUUUUCACGCUGGUGGACCGCCGGGAUCCGUGGAACCCGGCAUGGGCCCGAUGAGCGACCCGCAGAUGCUCGGACUCAACAUGAACAUGAACGGAGAGCAGUAUGGAGGUUUUCACUCGCGGGGUCACUCCGACAUGCAUGCGAGCGGUGGACUUCAGCAGCAGCAGCAGCAGCAGCAGCAAGGAGCCAUGCAUGGAUUUUUUAACAACCAGCAACCUCAUCAAGGACAUCCUCACGCCCAUCAACCUCACCCCCACCAACAUCACCCUCACUUCGGGGGGAAUUUUGGUGGCCCAGACCCGGGGUCGUCGUGCCUGCAUGGUGCCAGGCUAUUGGGCUACAAUAACAAUGCCAUGGGACCACAGCAAGGAUUUGGAGAGGGAUUUGAUCCUCUCGCCGAGGGACAGGCAGGGGAUGGCUUCCCCCAGCAGCAACAGCGGCCUGGUAACAUGCCUGACUUCCAACAUCACGGUCCUCCCAGCGGCAGCCACGCCGUGCCUGCCCCCUGCCUCCCCCUGGACCAGUCGCCGAACAGGGCAGCCUCGUUCCACGGUCUGCCUUCGUCCUCCUCGUCCUCCUCCGAUUCUCAUAGCCUGGAGAAUAGACGGAUGCACAACCAGGGAGCUGUGGAGGGAUUAGAUUACAACUUCCCCGGCGAGCCCCCAUCCGGACAUUUCGACGUACCUGUGUUUUCGCCAUCUGAGUCCGAAUCGCAGCUCCCCCAUUUUGGCCCAGGAAGGCCAGCUCCCGGUGGGAAUUUUCCAGGAAACCCUGGCAUGCCCCGGACGCCGGCCAUGCAGGCCAUCUCCAAGGGACACCAACCUCCUCCGCCCCAGCAGCCUCAACACGGGAUCUUUUUUGAGCGUUUCGGAAAUGGCAGGAAGGUGCCCGUGGGAAUGGACCCGGGGGUCAAUGCGAGACAUCCUCUCAUGCAACAGCAACAACAGGCUGGCUUGAUAGCUAGACAGAACUCGUGCCCCCCUGGCCUCCCCCGACCCCCUCAGGCUGAGUCUGGCUCCACUAACCCGAACAUUCUGGACGGAGGGGUGAUGAUGAGUGGCCAACACAAUCAGUUUGAAUAUCCCAUUCACAGACUGGAAAAUAGGGGUCUGCACCCCUAUGGGGACCCUAUGUUUAAUAUGCAACAGCCAGCUCCUCUUCCCUCCCAACAGCCCCCAAAUCAGAGACUACAACACUUUGAUGCUCCUUACAUCAACAUGGCAAAAAGGCCUCGAUUUGACUUUCCUAAUGCGCACGGAGGUGAAGGUUGGUGUGGCGGCAUGGAAAAUCACCUCUCCCCCACCUCCUAUCCUGGACUGCCAGGGGAGUUCACCCCACCUGUGAAUGAAGGUUUCCCACCUGGUCCGCUGCAGCACACGGGGCCUGAGCAGCAGUCUUUACAGCAGCGACAGAACGCCGCCAUGAUGAUAAAGCAAAUGGCUUCUCGCAACCAGCAGCAGAGAAUGAGGCAGCCCAGUCUGCAGCAACUCGGUCACCACGGUGAUGUGCCUCCGGGCCCGCUCGGUCACGGAGGCCCGGUGGGGGGCAUGCCUCAGCCCAACUUUGACAGGGAAAAUGGAGGUAGAAUGGCCAACGUUGACGGACAAAACCCGCACGUAAACCAGGACAACUCCUGGUUCCAAGGGUCCCACCCUCCUGGGGAGAUGAUGUCACGGCGUAUGGGUGGAGCAGGCAAUGACUCAGGGCCCCACGACAUGGGUCUCCAGCAGAAUGGGGCUGCGAUGAUGUUUAGGCCAGGUAUGGGCAUGCAAGAACCCAUGAGAAUACCCGGAGAUGGACAUGUACAGGCUCUCCAUUCUCCGGGCUUGCACUCACAGUUCAGCGGUAACAUGGGCAACCUCUCCCAAAUGCAGUCUCCGGGAGCGGGAGGAGGAACCGGACAUCCAAGUGCACCAACAGAGAGGCGACCACCUGAAUUCCCAGCACCUCCAAUAGGAGCACAACCACCGUUUGCCUACGGAGGAGCAAACCGUCAGGGGCCAGCUCACAAUGUACCCCAGGGGGUGACCACCUCACCGGGCAGCUACCCUCCUCAGUCUGAGUUCCCCUCGGGCCAGCGGUCAUCUGUUAGCAAGCUUGGUGCUCUGUCCCUUGGGAAUUUUAACAAAACCAGCGCUAAAGACAGCGUUUUUGGCCAGAGCUGCCUGGCGGCCCUUUCCACGGCGUGCCAGAACAUGAUUGCAAGCCUCGGGGCGCCCAACCUCAACGUAACGUUCAACAAGAAGAACCAAAACGAGGGCAAGCGAAAACUGAGUCAGACAGAGCAGGACAUUAAUAGCAGCACAUCUAACGGGACUGGCAGUGCUGGGCCUGAAUAUUUUCAGAGCAGCACUUCUCAGAACAACCAGCUGCCCGGCACUGGGAAUAGCAACGCUAAGCCUGCAAGUCAAAACCAGACGGUGCAGGGGGAAGCCAGUGCCCUCUCCCCAAAUUACAACAUGGACGCUACCCCGUGCAGUGAGGGGAAGGCAACAACAGGGAGUGGGAGAGGGAGAGGGAGGAGAAAAAGAGACAGUGGACAUGUGAGCCCUGGAAUUUUUUUUUCCUCUGAAAAUGGAAACCCUGUUGUGAGUCCAGGCCAGCAAACCCCUUCGGCUGGUGUUGGGGAGAGGGGUGGCGGGGCCACACCCCAUGACAAACACCUGCAGUCACCCUCUUGGGGCAAAGGAGGCGACCUGUUGUUGGGGGACCAGGCUGACCUGAUGUCCUCUCUGGACAGCGGCAUUCAAAGUGUCGCCAAGUCUGACGGCAGCUCGCCCCGCGUGGACUUCCCCGAUGAUGUCAGCGCCCACUUUGGCAAUGAGGACGAGGUGUCGUCCAGCUCGGAUGCGGGAGGCUCCUCGGCCAAUAAGCCCAGUCGCAGUCCCAUGAUCAAUGGCUCGCCCAAAAUGCAAAUAAAUGGACAGAAGGCCUUAGGCAUAGGCAUCAGCAAUCAUACUACCUCGACACCAGACAGCUACGGACUGAGUGCCGGCGGAGCGACGGCCGGAAGCGGGGUGAGCCAUCCGGGGACUCCCGGGAUGGAGCAGGUACGCACCCCGUCCAGCACUUCUGCUCAGGACGAAAUCCACCCUCUGGAGAUUCUUCAGGCCCAGAUCCAGCUGCAAAGACAGCAGUUCAGCAUCUCGGAAGACCAGCCGCUGGCCAUGAAAAACGGCAAAAAGAACGGCGAGUGUCCGUCUCAGAACGGAGACAACGAGCUGGCGGGCCGCAGCCCCGAUACCGGGAAGGGUUCAAUGGGCACCAUUGACCUUGACACACUGAUGGCAGAGCAGCACGCCACCUGGUACGUGCCCAGCGACAAGGCCAUGAUGGACGGCGCCGAGGAUGACAAGUCCGUGGGACUCUGGGAAAAGAACAAGAGCCAAAGCAGCAGCAAAGAAGAAUCUGAGCUGUCCCAGAGCAAGGCCGGAGUCGGGGCCGCCGGGGCCGGAGGAGGAGGAGGAGGGGGAGGAGGGGGAGGGAACCACCUUCAGUGCCUGUCCGUCCACUGCACAGACGAGCUGGGGGACACGAAGGGCAGAGGAGGGCCCGUCUCUUCUUGGCGCUCGCUCCACUCUGAUAUUUCCAACCGAUUUGGGACAUUCGUGGCGGCACUGACUUGAAUCAAAAAGCGGUCCCGCCGCAGAAGAACAGGACAAAACCGAGAAGAAAAAAGGGCAACGGACGAUGGCGGUGACAGGACGCGGAAAAUGCGGGCCCCUCUUGCCUGUUCAGGGAGAGAAUGACUUUCACAUAUAAAUGCAAAAUACACACCCACACACACACACACACAUAAACAUACAAUUGUCACGUCAAACACAUGCAGUCACUCGCUCGGACACUGCUGGACAAUAGAGCUUGGGCUCUACUCAACCACGCCCGGUCUGGAAAACCUCAAAUCAAAUGUAUAUUUUUUUUUUCCCCUUUGCUUUUGUUUUUGUUUUGUUUUCAAGAAAAGUAUAAACUUGUCUAACGAUGAUUAUGAGAUAGCAAAAGCAGAUACUAUAUUCAGUUGCCACUGGCUGUAAUUGUGUAGCAGUGUUGACGUGUGAUGUACUUGGCGGGCUGGGGAUUUUUUUUUUUUUUUUUUUAAAGGAUGUUAGUAAAUAUGGCCUUUCUGCUCAACUCACUUCCACAUAGAGCUCUAAUGUAAAUAUAGUUUAACCCAUUGUAAGCAACUGUUGCCCCAAAAAGUGAUCAUAUAUGGAUUUGGUCAUAUUUUGAUCAUUUUUUCCCCAUCUCAAAUGAGCGAGCAACUUUGUUUGAAUGAAUCCAGAAGCAUAACACAAGACAGAUGAAUAUGCAUGAAUGUAUUUUUGAUUUUUUUUCCUCCCAAAUACAACUAUUUGCCUCCAUGUCCAGGCAACUUUUUUUUUAACCUGUAUCAUUGCUGCUGUUCAUUUAUGUUGUAAAAAAAAAAAAAAAAAAAAAAACUUCUCACAUAUUCAUGAGCUCAACCUUGUAUACAAUUCAGCCAAUGGGAACUGAAAUGGCAGCAUUUGCAUUGUUUUAAUAAGGGAAUUGAUAAAAAAAAAAUGGCUAUUGGUAUUGCACAUGUAAAAUAAGAUUUAAAAAAAUGCUGUGUGUUGGGCAAUCUUGUAAUCUUUAAAUAAAGCUUCUGUUGAAUUUGAAUUUCUGAAACAAUAGAUGGAGGACUGUGACAGCAAUUUAUGAACUGAUUUCUUUUUUUGUUUACUUUUUAAAAGAUAAGUAAAGUGCAGUCGUCUGUUUUCCUGCAUAUUGUAUAUAUCUGUAUAUGUUUUAUUGAGUAACUAAAUAACAAUAAAUAUGAUGUUAAA
This is a messenger RNA of Syngnathoides biaculeatus (alligator pipefish), 7938 nucleotides long. RefSeq names its product meningioma 1b (gene mn1b). NCBI's taxonomy places the organism in Eukaryota, Metazoa, Chordata, Actinopteri, Syngnathiformes, Syngnathidae. Gene Ontology annotation, biological process: regulation of DNA-templated transcription. The transcript is spliced from 2 exons. The record is from RefSeq and is a predicted model, not a curated record. Bases 3025 to 6762 code for a protein of 1245 amino acids.